Messenger RNA from Ziziphus jujuba (common jujube), 369 nucleotides. RefSeq lists its product as uncharacterized. NCBI's taxonomy places the organism in Eukaryota, Viridiplantae, Streptophyta, Magnoliopsida, Rosales, Rhamnaceae. The record is from RefSeq and is a predicted model, not a curated record. The transcript has a single exon. Bases 1 to 369 code for a protein of 122 amino acids.
AUGGGUCCUAACAGAUAUAGUUAUAAGGCUGAGAGAGGCACUUUGAAGGUCUUGAAGGGUUUAAUGGUAGCGAUGAAAGCUUCUAAGAAGAAUAGCUUGUAUGUGCUAGGUGGAAAUGUGGUUCAAGGUGAAGCUUCGGUCUCGGUGAAUGAGAAAGUGAGCGACACCACACUUUGGCAUAGAAGGCUAGGCCAUAUUAGCGAGAAAGGGCUAAUUGAGCUUAGUAAACAAGGGCUUUUGUGUGGGCACAAGGCGGAGAAACUUGAUUUUUGUGAGCAUUGUAUCUAUGGCAAGCAAGCUAGGGUGAAGUUCAACAUCGCGGUGCAUCAAACUAAGGGGAUCUUGGAUUAUGUUCAUUCCGAUGUAUGA